GACUUUGACCAAAUAAAAAAUAUUCAGUUAUCCACAACACAUACUAGCUCCAAAAAGAAGCGAAAAAAUGCAUCUCUUAUUUGUCAUGAGAGGAGAAAUAUUCAGGGUAUUGUUCGGGCUCUUAGAGCUGAUUUCCCAGAAUUGCAUAUAAAAGAGUAUCAUGAUAAGUUAGACCCAAUAAAGAAAACUCAAGAUUUUAGAGAUGUAGAUAAUGCAUGGAAAAAUAUUGAUCUCAUUGCAUAUACCAGUAUGAUAGUUUUAGUAAUAGAACUAACUCCCAAACCUGAAGAUAAUACUAUAUUAUUAACUAAAACUGUAAAGGAAUAUUCUUCAGUUAUUAAAGCAGAGGAAAUUUCAGACCUUGCAAAUGCAAAUAUUAUUAAUCGUAAAAUAGCUGAGCAUCUAGAAAAUAAACCAAAGAAAACUUUAGAAGAAAUGCAAGCAUUAGACCAGCACUAUAUUGUAAAUUACUAUAAUAUAGCACCUAAGUCUUUGACUGAAGAAUUUAUCUCAGAGUUUGGAAAUUAUAAUCAUAUGCGCUGGUUUAAAGCUCUUCAGAAAUUAUGA
Messenger RNA from Cetraspora pellucida, 567 nucleotides. The record is from the annotation of a GenBank genome assembly. Lineage: Eukaryota; Fungi; Glomeromycota; Glomeromycetes; Diversisporales; Gigasporaceae.